UUCAGCUCAGACAACAAGAUCGAGAGGGAAAAAAGCUCUAAACUUUUAACAGUUUCGGCUCAAAUUUUCGGUCACCCAACUCACAUACAGACUCCGGUCCCGCUUUUCCGACGGCUUUUUCCAUAGGUCACGACCAAGUAAGCUCGAAGAAGCAAAACCCAGUCGCGCUGAGCUUGCAAUCAGGGAAGAGAGAGGAGAAAAGGGGGUAAUCUUAGGGUUUUGGUGAGUAGUAGAGGAAGGAAAUGGCGAAUCAGGGAGCUAAGAAGCGCAAGGAAGAGAACGCCCGCCACAUGGCUAAUCUCCUCCGCAUCAUCAUCGCCUGCAAUGCCAUAUAUAUUGUGGUGAGGCUGCUUGUUUUCCGUUCGAGCUUCACAUGGAAGCACUGGAUUGGCCUGGCCUUGACAUCUCUUGCGUAUUACUUGCCUUACCAACAACUUGCUUCAAUGGCGAAGCCUAGUUAUGGAGAUGAUGGGGAGCUUUUCGAUGGUGGGUUUGAUAUGAGCACUGGUGGGAUAUGUGGCUAUCUUCACGAUGUUAUCUACAUCACCAGCUUUGUGCAGAUUGCUUCCAUACUGUCUGAUAAGUUUUGGUACACUUAUCUUGUGAUACCGGCAUUUGGAGCAUACAAAUCUUCUGGAUUGAUCAAAGGAUUACUGUCACAAUUCAUGCCACAAGGCUCAGGGGGAGCUGAAGAGGAUGAGAAGACUCGUAAGAAGAGAGAAAAGAUGGAGAGGAAAGCUUCAAGAGGCAAGUUCGUGAAGACAAGAACCCGGUGAGAUUAGAUGAAGCGGAGUCCUCUUGGAAAGGACAGGCUGACAAUUUUAGGCAAAGAAGACUAGAAGCUGCAUAAGCUAGUCUUCGUUUGCUAAAGAGGGGGGAAAUUUGGUAGAAGAUGGAAGACCAGAGUCCAAGACGGAGACAGAUCAUCGAAACGGAUGCUCAUCUUCCUCCAGAUGGCAAUAGUAAUGUUGGGGGAAACAAGAUUUGUGCAGAGGCACCUUGUGGCUUCUCUGAUGCACUGAGCAGCAAUUCGGAAGAAGCCAGAGAACGAGCAGCUUCGAUGCGGAAGCUGCUGAUGGCAGUCGGGUUCUGUGUGGUUUUCAUGGCUGUUGAAGUCGCCGGAGGGAUCAAGGCGAACAGUUUAGCUAUACUGACCGAUGCUGCGCAUUUGCUUACAGAUGUUGCGGCGUUUGCCAUCUCGUUGUUCUCUCUGUGGGCUGCUAGUUGGGAGGCCACUCCGCGCCAGUCGUAUGGGUUUUUCAGGAUCGAGAUUCUUGGCGCGCUGGUGUCAAUGCAGAUCAUUUGGCUGCUCACUGGGAUUAUCGUGUAUGAAGCCAUUGUUAGGCUCGUUUAUAACACAGGUGAAGUGGAUGGCUUUCUGAUGUUUUUGGUUGCAGCAUUUGGUCUGGUGGUGAAUAUUAUCAUGGCGUUUUUGCUGGGCCAUGAUCAUGGGCACGGCCAUGGUCACGAUCAUGGCCAUAAUCACGGCCAUGGUCAUCAUGAUCAUGGUCACAAACACGAUCACGAUCACGAACACGAUCACCAUCACGAACAUGAGCACAGUCAUGAGGAUUAUCAUGAUCAUUUGGAAGAAGGGCACCAACAUGUUCAUGAAGAGAGUGCAAAGCCACUGCUAGACAAUAAGGAAAAGGGAGAGAAGAAGAAGAAAAAGAACAUAAAUGUUGAGGGAGCUUAUCUUCACGUUCUUGGUGAUUCCGUCCAGAGCAUAGGAGUAAUGAUUGGAGGAGCAGUCAUUUGGUACAAGCCUGAAUGGAAGAUUGUCGAUCUAAUAUGCACCCUAGCCUUCUCAGUUAUAGUUAUGGGCACGACGAUCAAGAUGUUGAGAAACGUUCUGGAAGUCUUGAUGGAGAGCACGCCCAGAGAGGUUGAUGCAACAAAGGUUGAGAAAGGGAUUCUGGAGAUGGAAGAAGUGGUGGCCAUCCAUGAGCUGCAUAUAUGGGCCAUCACGGUUGGCAAGAUCCUCUUGGCUUGUCAUGUUAAAAUCAGGCCAGAAGCAAACGCCGACGCCGUACUGGACAAUGUCAUAAACUACCUCAAGAGGGAAUACAACAUCAGCCAUGUCACAAUCCAGAUAGAGCGUUAAUGGUGGAGGGGAGUCAAUUCAGCUCACCUGACCUGUUGUCUUGAUUGAAAGAUUUGAGCUUUGAGAAAACCCAUGUUUUGAGUAAAGCUUGGAUCUUGAAAUGCUUCAGAAAUGAAGGAAAGCUCGAUGGGUUCUCGAGUUUGUAGCCAAAAGGUGCAAUCUUUACCGUUUACAAACACAGGGCUUUGAGGCGAAAGGGGAAGAUGUAAUCAGAACUAAAAUUAAGUUUGUACCUUGCUGGUGGUUUGAUUUGUGAAUUGCAGAGGCAGAAAAAUUCUCUGUUUCAGCUGCUUGUGCACAUCCUCUAAUCAUGAGUGGUUUCUUGGAUUAACCACUAGGCCAAGUUUGUUACAAAUUUUCCUAGUUUAUUUUCCAUGUUUGUUACAAUUUUACAUAUGCUUUUCCACCUACUAGAUUCAAAUCCUUAAUCUUAUUUCUGUCACUGAGAUCUACCAAAAUUGGCCAUCCGAUUAAUAGGCCCAACCAAAAAUUACAGACUGGUCCACACU
Molecule: messenger RNA, 2613 nt
Organism: Linum tenue
Lineage: Eukaryota; Viridiplantae; Streptophyta; Magnoliopsida; Malpighiales; Linaceae
Source: the annotation of a GenBank genome assembly